This is a messenger RNA of Oncorhynchus masou masou (cherry salmon), 3486 nucleotides long. RefSeq names its product NEDD4 binding protein 2-like 2 (gene n4bp2l2). The coding region runs from base 1 to 1482 and encodes 493 amino acids. The transcript is spliced from 5 exons. Gene Ontology annotation, cellular component: nucleus. Gene Ontology annotation, biological process: negative regulation of transcription by RNA polymerase II. The record is from RefSeq and is a predicted model, not a curated record. Gene Ontology annotation, molecular function: transcription corepressor activity. NCBI's taxonomy places the organism in Eukaryota, Metazoa, Chordata, Actinopteri, Salmoniformes, Salmonidae.
AUGUCUCAUGGAAAUGCCAACUCGUUAACUUCUCACACUGGAAGAAAUGGAGAACUGCUGGAGUGUUCAAAAGCGGAGACAAAUGGAGCCUCUGCAACAGACAGAGUGCUGCCAGUGAGAAUUAAUGGAGGUCCUGGCGUAAGAGGCCGAGAGCCAGUUAUAAAAAAGCUGGGUACCAGCAGCACUGCCUUCAUUGGACCUGUAUGCUGUCCUCCUAAGGCAGUCCAGAGAGCUCCCAAACCCCCAAAAGUAAGGAAACUUUCCAAACCUAACAUUGAAGAGACACUGAGUGAGUUCUACAAAGAGCUUGAGGAGAUUGAUCCAAAAGACAGCGUUGACAGUAGCACGGCCAAAAAUGAAGGCUCAGUUGAAUUACUCACGGCUCAUAACCCACCACCUGCAAGAGAAGUGUCAAACGCAAGCCAUGGCCAUAAGCAACCUAAUCAUGUGCCUUGCCCACACUGGUAUGACAAUGAGCCAUACCAGCCCAGGAGACCGAUACCUAAGGGGCCCAGCUAUGGUCCCUACUCAGAUCAUAAUCACUGGCAACCUCCCCCACCUUUCCACAGUCAGCCAUACUACAGGUUCCACAGACCUCCCCACCGCUUCCUGCCACCACCUCCAAUCCCCUGCCUCCCGCCACUACCUCCCACAGACCACCGGUAUCACCCCCAACGAGAGGGCUCCCAGCAGGUCCCACCUUUUCACAGGUUCCCUGUCCCUGAUGGGUACAGGAACUCUCCAGACUUGGAUGGCCAUGCCUUUCCCCCACAGCACUCUAACAACAGAGAGAGAGGGGGCUACGGUUGGAGAGAUGACAAGUAUGAUCAGCAGGGUAUUGACCAGCCUUAUAACCAGCAAGGUUCUUCUGAAUGGCAGCAGAGGUUUGACAGAGCACCUGAGCCACCUCUGCCAGAGGAUCAGCACCAACCACCAGAAGAUAAAACAUAUGACUAUGAUCCUUCUCUGGUUCUCAUUCUGAUGAGGGGAGCCCCGGGAUCUGGGAAAUCAACACUGGCCAGGGAACUGCUGUCGACAGGCUCCAGUGGGAAGGUUCUGAGUACAGAUGACUACUUCUCCCAGGAAGAAGGCUACCUCUACGAUCCCAGUCUGCUGGGGGCCGCACACCACUGGAACCAGAACCGAGCCCAAGAAGCCAUGUGUAAAUGCUGUUCUCCUGUCAUUAUUGAUAACACAAAUAUGCAAGCUUGGGAAAUGAAGCCAUAUGUUAAACUGGCCUUGGAGAGAGGAUACAGUAUCAACUUUCAUGAGCCUCACACCAGCUGGAAAUUUGAUCCUGUCGAGUUAGAGAAGAGAAACAAGCACAGUGUGUCAAGGGAGAAGAUUGGGCAGAUGCUGGAGCGGUUUGAGCUGCCCAUGUCCUUGGAUAUUGUGAUGAACUCCCAGGAGCCCGUUAGACCCACAAGACAUCCCUCACAGCAGCAGAGACACAGCAGGGCCAACCACUCAGACUUCCACUAGUCUCGAUGUCCUGAUGUAUUCAUUAGUGUACACCAUAGCAAAAUGUUCUUCACUUUCGCAAAACGCUAUGCGAAGGAAAACAAGAGCAAUUCUUUCUUAUCGCAAGUUUAAGUAGUCCCUCCCCAUUUCUGCUUUCCCCCCCUAGUAAAUACAACCCUGAUGACUAUCAACCAACCACAGUCAAUGAUCAGAGACAGAGCUGUAUUACAAAUGUCUUUUUUUAAAUGAUACUACCAGCAUUUUACAGGAUUGUUACUGUAUUUGAUUUAUACUGGCAGAAUUUAAACCUAUUUUUGUGAAAAUAACAUUUGCAGUGGCACUGAAGUCACUUUUUUUCUAUGUAUUUCAACUGUAUAAAUUACAGGGUUUUUAUUUCUCCAUUGUAGAAUUAGUAGUGACAUCAAAACUAUGAAAUAACACAUGGAAUCAUGUAGUAACCAAAAAAGGGUUAAACAAAUCAAAAUGUAUUUUCUAUUUCUUCAAAGUAGCCAUUCUUUGCCUUGGUGGCAGCUUUGCACACUCUUGGCAUUCUCUCAACCAGCUUCACCUGGAAUGCUUUUCCAACAGUCUUGAAUGAGUUUCCACAUAUGCUGAGCACUUGUUGGCUGCUUUUCCUUCACUCUGAGGUCCAACUCAUCCCAAACCAUCUCAAUUGGGUUGAGGUCAGUGUGAUUGUGGAGGCCAGGUCAUCUGAUGCAGCACUCCAUCACUCUCCUUCUUGGUCAAAUAGCCCUUACACAGCCUGGAGGUUUGUUGGAUCAUUGUCCUGUUGAAAAACAUAUGAUGGUCCCACGAAGCGCAAACCAGAUGGGACGGCGUAUCGUUGCAGAAUGCUGUGGUAGCCAUGCUGGUUAAGUGUGACUUGAAUUCUACAUAAAUCACAUACAGUGUCACCCGAAAAGCACCAUCACACCACCUCCUCCGUACUUCACGGUGGGAACCACAAAUGAAGAGAUCAUCCGUUCACCUACUCAGCGUUUCACAAAGACAUGGCGGUUGGAACCAAAAAUCUAAAAUUUGGAAUCAUCAGACCAAAGGACAGAUUUCCACUGGUUUAAUGUCCAUUGCUCAUAUUUCUUGGCUCUAGCAAUUCUCUUUUUCUUAUUGGUGUCCUUUAGUAGUGGUUUCUUUGCAGCAAUUUGACCAUGAAGGCUUGAUUCACGCAGUCUCCUCAGAACAGUUGAUGUUGAGAUGUCUGUUACUUGAACUCUGAGCUGCAAUUUCUGAGCCUGGUAACUCUAAUGAACUUAUCCUCUGCAGCAGAGGUAACUCUGGGUCUUGCUUUCCUGUGUCGGUCCUCAUGAGAGCCAGCUUCAUCACGGCACUUGAUGGUUUUUGCGACUGCACUUGAAGAAACUUUCAAAGUUCUUGAAAUGUUCUGUAUUGACUGACCUUCAUGACUUAAAUGAAUGAUGGACUGUCAUUUCUCUUUGCUUAUUUGAGCUGUUCUUGCCAAUAUAUGGACUUGGUCUUUUACCAGAUAGGGCUAUCUUCUGUAUACCACCUAUACCUUGUCACAACAUAAGUGAUUGGCUCAAACGCAUUAAGAAGGAAAGAAAUUCCACAAGUUAAUGUUUAACAAGGCAUUCCAGGUGAAAUGCAUUCCAGGUGACUACCUCAUGAAGCUGGUCACCAAGGCAAAGGGUGGCUUCUCAAAUAUAAAAUAUAUUUUGAUUAACACUUUUUUGGUUACUACAUGAUCCCAUAUGUGUCAUUUCAUAGUUUUGUCUUCACUAUUAUUCUACAAUGUAGAAAAUAGUAAAAAAAUAAAAACCCUUGAAUGAGUAGGUGUCCAAACGUUUGACUGGUAGUGUAUACAUUUCUUAAUUCCAUUAUUUUACUUUUAGACAUGUGUGAAUUUUUAGAUACUACUGCACUGUUGGAGCUAGGAACCCAAGCAUUUCGCUACACCUGCAAUAGCAUCUGCUAAAUAUGUGUAUGAGACCAAUAGUUUGAUUAGAUUUUUUACUUGUACAUUUUCGUCAUUAAAAAUUGUUAAAUGGG